Messenger RNA from Amphiprion ocellaris (clown anemonefish), 7175 nucleotides. Its product is annotated as adhesion G protein-coupled receptor F5-like. Lineage: Eukaryota; Metazoa; Chordata; Actinopteri; Pomacentridae. The coding region runs from base 279 to 4871 and encodes 1530 amino acids. Gene Ontology annotation, molecular function: G protein-coupled receptor activity. Gene Ontology annotation, cellular component: membrane. Gene Ontology annotation, biological process: cell surface receptor signaling pathway; G protein-coupled receptor signaling pathway. The record is from RefSeq and is a predicted model, not a curated record. The transcript has 30 exons.
GCGUCUUUCAAACACAUACAGGGAAUAAUUACAGCAGAGCAGACAGAAGAGUCAUGGGUGACUUUAUAGGAUAGUGUCAGCUCAGUCACACUGAUAUUGUCCUGACAAAGGCUGCACUCAUCAUGGAGAAUGAUUUCUUGACAUGAAAACAUGAAGAAUCUUCCUCUGAUGUGCCGCCCAGCAACACUGGAUCUCGUUGACUCACAGUCAGUACUAUGUGGAAGCUUCUCUGUUCAGUGCAAUUAAUGUUAACUUGAGGAGCAACAGCCAUAAAAGGAAUGGAAAUAUCCAAGAAUGUCUUGGUCAUCUUGGCCCUUGCAGUGACACUUAUUUUGGAAACAAGGACAUUCGAUGAAUAUUCAAGAAUCGCUUUACCGGAAAAUCAUGAUGAACACUUUCUACCUCACACCCGGCAGAGAAGGGAAGCACUUUCAGACCAAAGGAAUUACACUGUUGAUAUUAUAGUGAAUGUGUCUGAUGCAGCAGCAUACCAGAAAAUUCUGUUUGCUUUGAACGCUACUAGUUUUCCCAUUCACCUCAGUAACAACACAGAAAUCACUGAGACUAGCAUCACAACAGUUUGUUUCUCAACCGGCUCCGGCUUCAAGUGUAAUUGUGCGAAACAGUUUGCUUGGUCUUACAACAGCUGUGUUACAUAUGGAGCCUGUGAUUCCAUAUCCAGUGGUAUUUGUAAAUGCAUCAAUGCCAUUCCACCUGAUGGCCAGUCCUGCCGGCCAAUAUCAGAGCUGCUUGCUCAGGUUGAAUAUGAAGUUGAAGUGGAGCUGAAUGUAACAGAUAUCGAAACACUGAACCACCUCAGGAGCCUAUUGAUCAAUGGCAGCUAUUUUCUGGCUUUGAGUCCCAUUGUGAACAUCACACACAUUAACAUCACUACAGUUUGCUCUAUGAGCAACGAUGGUUUCCAGUGCAGAUGUGAGGAUCAGUAUCGCUGGUCAUGUGACCAGUGUCUAAAGUACGGAUCCUGUGACAACAUCACUGAUGACACAUGUGGAUGCAUCAAUGCCUUUUUUCCUGAUAGACUGUACUGCCAGUCUGUGUAUCAGCACAACUUUACAACUUGUCCUCUCACAACUCCGCCACCAACAACUCCUCCAAUUGUCUUUGAAUUCCUGAUUUCUGUUGAGCUGAACACCACAGAUGUCACACUGAUCGAUCGACUGAGGAACAUUCUAAACUCCACCAGGUACCCCAUCAUCCUCAAUGAACAAGUACAACUGUCUGACGUCAAUUUUACUACAGUUUGCUCUAUGAGCAACGAUGGUUUCCAAUGCAGAUGUGAGGAUCAGUAUCGCUGGUCAUGUGACCAGUGUCUAAAGUACGGAUCCUGUGACAACAUCACUGAUGACACAUGUGGAUGCAUCAAUGCCUUUUUUCCUGAUGGACUGUACUGCCAGUCUGUGUAUCAGCACAACUUUACAGCUUGUCCUCUCACAACAACUCCACCACCAACAACUCCUCCAGUUGUUAAUGAAUACCUGAUUACUGUUGAGCUGAACACCACAGAUAUCAUAGUAGUAGAGACACUGAGGACCAUUCUGAGCAACAUCAGUUACUCCAUCAUCAUCAGCGACCAGAUACAGGUAUCUGACAUCAACUUUACUACAGCUUGUUACCCCAAUGGUUCAACAUACCAGUGCAGAUGUGAAGAACCGUACAGCUGGCCUUGUCAUUUGUGCUCCACUUCUGGCAAAUGCAACGAUGUAUUUGAAAAUACUUGUGGAUGCAUCAACACUAUUCCUCCAGGUGGAGUUUACUGCCAGCUGCUGACAGAAAUUUGUCCAUCACCACCUCUUCCAACUGCUACUCUUGGGCCCAUCCAAAGUACCACAACUACCUCAUCAACUACCCCUACCCGAAUUCCAACCACCAGCGUUCCAACUGCUGCUCCCACCAGUCCAACUCCUCUCCCCACCACUACCACCAAUCCAGCCACCAGCCCGACUCCUGUCACCACCACAACCAUUGCCACACCUGCAACGACCCCACCUACAGUAAUUAAUGUGACGAUGUCAGUCAGAUUAGACUUGGAGUUCACUGAAGACUUGACAGACAAAUCAACUCCUGCAUACAAAGAGCUUGAAUCAGGGAUUAAUUCAGUGUUACAGGAGCAGUAUAACAGCAUCAGUGGGGUUCGUAGAGCUUUUGUGACGGGAUUCAGACCAGGAAGUGUCAUUACAGAUUUUGUAGUUCAGGCAAUAGAGGUGAAUGCGCGUGAAAUAGCUGAAGCAAAUAACAACCUCCCAAGUGCCAUGGAGUCGUUGAUUGCCCCAGUUCUUGGUUCAGUUGUUGCACAGUACACAAGUCCAACUUCACUCCGCAUUCCAGACCACAUUUAUACUGGUCAAACAGUGAUGCUGACAUGUGGCCCCCCCGACAUUGAUGUGGGAACAAUUUCUGGUUCUGUGUGGAAAUUUGAAGGGCUGGCAAUUAGUUCUGAUAGAAUUAUAGCAACAACAGCUGGCAGUCAGUCCACUCUUAUGGUCAACAACAUCAUUCCUGCUGAUGCUGGACUUUAUGAAUGUACAAUGGAGGGCACAGAUUUGCGUUUUGUCCAAACGGGAAAAGUGACCAAAAUCAUAGAAGCUCCCAUUGUGCGACUUCAGAGUAAAGUUUCUGUUAAAUGUGAAGAGGGAGAUGUACCACUUCAGUGUUGUGUGCAGUCCCCCUACACAGUACGCUGGUUUGACGGUAUAAACAACUUAGCAUCAAGUCCUACUGAAGAAGCCGAAUGCAUCCAGCACAAUUAUCAAAUAGAAAACUGCAACAGUUCACAGACAAGAGAAGAAAUUUUCACAUGUAGGGUUAAUGAACUAGAGGGCUAUGACCAGACAACAACUCUGACCGUUUUCAUCGAAUCUGUUGAAUGUAACAACACUCAAUAUGGGACUGGACGAGAAGGUGACACAGCGAGCGCAAGGUGUGAUGCAGGUCAAGAGGGGGAAAAGAUAGCACGAUGUCAGAAUCGACAGUGGAGACUUGUGCAAGACACCUGCAUUUUAGUACAAAUCAGGUUGUUACUAAUUGGUUCGCAGGACUUGGCUUUGGAAACAGUGCCAGAAUUUGUUGGGAAUCUUAGUGCAGCUGUCAGGACAGAAGCAGCAGUAAUUCCCAGUUCACCUGCUACAAUAUCCGCUAUUGUUGACAUCUUAAAUAACAUUGCGAAUCUAACCACUGUUGUCAAUGAAAAUGUCAUGGAGGAUUUACUAGAAACUGUUGAUGUCAUCAUUGGUGAUGAUUCAAGAGAGUCCUGGUUGUUUCUGAAUUCAAAUCAAACCAACAAUGCCAGCUCAGGACUGUUGGGUUCACUGGAGACGCUCUCCAAUGGACUGAAUGGGACGUUUAUAAUCGAGACUCAACGGAUCCAACUCAACAGAACUAUGUUCACUGACUCUUUCAAUGCAAUGCUGAACUCCAGCGUUGCCAUAAAUAUUCCAAAUACCAACUUUUCCAAUGUGUUCAUCACCACCAUCAUUCUGUCCACGUUUAAUAAUGUUAUGCCAGUAAGGAACUCCUCAUUUGAUGUCAGCCUCUUGAACGCUACCACCAAUGAGACUGUCCCUGACAAUGCCAUCAAUGCGGCUGUGUUACUUGUAAAAAUAACUGAAUCAAUUUCAAACGUCACCCUGAGCUACAACAAGCUAAACGAAUCCCUAUCACUGAACCCACAGUGCGUCUUCUGGAAUUUUACAUUUUUUGAUGGCCUCGGUGCUUGGGAUGAUGAGGGAUGUACGUUUGUUUCCGACAUAAACAAUACGGUAACCUGCAGCUGCAACCACCUGACAUCCUUCUCAAUUCUGAUGGCAACUGACAUCCCUCCGUCGAUAAGAUCAGACUUGGAAAAAAUCACUUAUGCUGGAGUUGGGAUAUCUCUGGCAAGCUUAGUUAUAUGUCUUAUUAUUGAAGGAUACGUUUGGAAGGAAAUCACCAGAAACAGCACUGCUUUCAUGCGUCACGUGUCCAUCAUUAACACCGCCCUGUCUCUGCUGAUCGCUAACAUCUGUUUCAUGAUUGGUGCUUCUAUAGCUAAGAACCCCCUCGAAGAUGAUGAAGAUGACUACACUGUUCCAGUUGGACCAUGUAGCACGGCAACAUUUUUCAUGCACUUUUUCUACCUUGCUCUGUUCUUUUGGAUGCUUGUGUCAGGCCUGCUGCUCUUUUACAGGACAGUUAUGGUCUUUUCCCACAUGUCAAAGUCAACCAUGUUGGCCAUCGGCCUCAUUUUGGGUUACGGCUGCCCUCUGAUUAUAGCUGUUAUUACUGUUGCCGUCACAGCACCAGGAAACGGAUACAUAAGGAAAAACAAUGCUUGUUGGCUCAACUGGUUUGAGACAAAAGCCCUGUUGGCCAUGGUGAUACCUGCCUUGACCAUAGUUUUUAUUAAUAUUUUGAUCGUAAUCGUGGUCUUGUUCAAAAUGCUGAGAAGGGGUAUGGGAGACACUGCCCAAACAGAUGGAAAGCAUACCAUGGUGGUCAUUAUAAGAUGUGUAGCCAUCUUGACUCCUUUGUUUGGACUCACCUGGUCUUUGGGAGUGGGAACCAUGAUAUCGCCAACAAAUGCCGGAAUCCAUAUUGCCUUUGCAUUCUUCAAUUCGUUGCAGGGUUUCUUCAUUCUUGUGUUUGGAACAUUAAUGGAUUCAAAGAUCCGUGCUAUUCUCUCAAAAAGCAUGCCUAGACCAGCCUCUGGAUCUAAUCAAACAAGAAGCACAAGUGGUGGCAUUUCGUCUUUCAGUGGGAUGAAUUUGAUCAACCGACUCCGUGGAAGAAAAAAUGUCUACCGUGUUUCAAAUGCUACAAACUCCAGCAACAACAACAGCAGUGCAUCAGAGACAUUUAUUAACGUGCAUGAGUAGUGGCUCAAUAAUCAUCAUUAAUUCUGCUAUAAAAACAGCCCAGAAGAAGGAAAGCAAGUGUAAUAUAUCUGAAAUGAAAAGUGCAGUGAAACAAUCUUGUGAAUGAAACUGAAAUAGUGUUUUUGAGAGCUGCCACUUGAAGCAGUGUUUUGUAAUGUUGCACAAUGGCCAGAACAGUUAGUAAAGAGCCUGUUAGAAGGCUACAACUUGUAAAAACUAUUGUCUGACUGCAGUUUCAUGACUACAUGUGUAAAGUGUUACCAUUAUUUAAAAGCGAAGUCUUUAUGGUGUACUUUUAAAUUGUGUUGCAUUAAGAAACCUUGUUUUAUUUAAUACCAUUGUACUGGUUAAGUGUAGCGUGUGUCGCAAAAUUGUUGCAGAAAUUAGCCUCAUACUGCACCAAACAAUGUAGAUAAAAGUUUAGGCUGCAACAUACCUAAUGGUAGAAACUACCCUUUAUGAUUUAAAUUGUGCUUGUUAAUUUAGGGUUUCUAAAUUUCCUCAGCUUGUCUGAGAAAACUAUCAAUUUAGACUAAGUCUCAAAGAGACUUUGAUGAAAAAGAAUUUGAUCAGUCUCAUUAUGAAAGUCGUAAACUCUGAUUUCAUUGACUUCCAGUUCCCAAAACAAAGAAAUACAUGGUAGAACCGCUGAUAAUUAUAUCCAAACAUUUAUUAACUACUACUACAAACAAACAAUAAACAACAAUAGACAGUGAAUAAAUGAAUGAAUAAAUGCAGAUAAACUAGUGAACUGUGAUCGUCACUGGAAGCAGCUGGUAGAAAAGGUGAUGAAUUUAGAAUGACUUUGAAAAUUGGAAAACCAAUUGUAAUUUAUAAAUUCACCCGUUUUGCAGAAGGAAAAUGAUACUUGCGGAGCCUUUGUAGUAGCCAGAGGGAGGCUGCUGCAGGAUGUGGAGCUGUGAUGAUCUGCUGGAUGAGACCAGCACCAACCAUGAAACCACUCAGUCAAAGCCCAUAGUUAUCAAGAAAAUAUUUGUGCUGUUGUAGUUUUUAAGCAAUUCUUAAGCCAGUUGUGUUCUUCUAAGAGCCAAUUUUUCCCCUCUGUAGUUCCUUACUAUAUUUCCUUUAAAUUGGGGCCAAGGGUGGCUCGACUCAGGGGGCUCAGUCUCUGGGUCCAUAGUGAAUGUUGUUGUUCAAAUCACACUGCCAUUUCCAAAUGCACGCUCUGCUGUCAUUGGAGGCCGGGAUAGCAGUAGCUACCUGACUGGUUUAAACUUCAGAGGCAGAAACGCAACCAAUAUUUUUUUGUGAAGACAACAUUUUGGUGAGUGAUCAUUCAACCAUGAAAUGUAACGAGGUGCAUUUUGGAAAUGUAGUGAAGUAGAAAGGACAGAUUAUAGCUGCAAAAUUUAAUAGAGUAAAUGUCAAAAGCAUACACUAUACUCUGUAAUUUUUACUUAAAGCACAGAUACGUGAAAAAUGUACUUAAGUACAGUAAUGAAGUGUGUGCACUCCCUUGAAUUCCAACGAAACCUCCAGAUCUGCAGUCCUUCUCUGAAGACCAGUAGCCCGCGAUGCCCCUCUUCAGCUAAACUAUUUUGGACAAAAAACAAAAGAGGUGUUAAAAUAAUGCUCUUACGUUAGUCUUGUUUAGUUUGCCAUUAACACUACAACUUUUCUGUCAAGUUGAACAGCAGGUGACAAACUUCAUGUAGACUCACUACGCAUUACACACGAUCACUAAACAUUUGCUAGCCUUCCAGCAAUAUAUAUAAAUAGCAUCAAAUGCAAAAUGAAAGAAACAUUUUAGAAUAGAGCACCACAAACUAAAGUCCAGUCAUGCUGUUGCCCUUGGGUCUGUCUCUGGACAGAUGCUAUAUUAGUCCAUGCAUACCAAUGAUUAGCGCACAAAAUUGGGGGGGGUUACACAAAAAUAUAUCAGCAACAGUGAAACACUUUACCACAAUGGAAUGAAUUAAGACUAAGGAGGGGAUGCCUCUCCAAAAGUUCCCAUUUAUGCAGCUGAAAAAAAAGUUGACGCAAAAUUGUGUACAUAAAUAGAAGUUGAAUUACUAGUACUAUAAACAGUGUAAGAACAACAAUGUUUAAAAAUGUUUAGUUUUUGCUGGUAAACUAACCUUAACCUUCAUACUAUUACAAUUUGUAUAUACCAUAACUUUUCUUUUUUAAAAGUUAGAUAAUUCUAUAAUAAGAAAUCAAUGUUAAUUGUCAAGUAGAUUUAUUUCGAGUUAUUGUGUUAUUGUACUUUAUACACGAGACAGCUUGCUGGCAUUGCAGAAUAAAAAGUGAAAGGGGUGAGAAUAUAUAAAGUGUAGACUUUUA